This is a messenger RNA of Coregonus sp. 'balchen', 1307 nucleotides long. Lineage: Eukaryota; Metazoa; Chordata; Actinopteri; Salmoniformes; Salmonidae. The record is from the annotation of a GenBank genome assembly.
GUGGAUAGACCAUACAAAGUUGCUGCAUUGUGUCUGGGGCUGCUCUGUGUUCUCCUACUGGCUGGGAUCAUAGGCCUGUGUGUACACUGUAGUUUAGUAUGUUUUCACUAAAACAUUGAUCAUCUUCAGUGAUGUAAUUAUUGAUAAAUGUUUUCAAUGUUUCACUGUUCCCCUAGUCACUGGUCAGCAUUAUUCUCCAGGGAGAGACCAGCUACAGACCAGCUACAACAACUUGACUAAAGAGAGAGACCAGCUACAGACCAGUUAUAGUACCCUGACUAAAGAGAGAGACCAGCUACAGACCAGUUAUAGCACCCAGACUAAAGAGAGAGACCAGCUACAGACCAGUUAUAGCACCCAGACUACAGAUAGAGACCAGCUACAGAGGGAGACAAUCAGACUGAACAAGAAGCUCAAAGGUGAGUAAAAUGACUAAUGACUUCAUUAGAAGUCUUAUCUGUUUCAUGUGUUUUUCUUGCUACUUCAUUCAAUGUGAGUGGUAUCAAUCAAUGUUUGUAAAUAAAGUAAGGACAACUUCUAGGGAGACCUUGUCAAGAAGGAUGGAUGAAGUUUGAAACCAGCUGUUACUUCCUCUCAACUGUGAAUAACACCUGGGAGGAGAGCAGACUGUGCUGUCUAAGGAGAGAAGCUCACCUUGUGAUCAUAAACAACAGAGAGGAACAGGUGAGAGAGAGAAAGACAGAGAGAGAGGGAGAGGUGGGAGAUAGAAAGACAGAGAGAGAGGAACAGGUGAGAGAGAGAAAGACAGAGAGAGAGGGAGAGGUGGGAGAUAGAAAGACAGAGAGAGAGGAACAGGUGAGAGAGAGAAAGACAGAGAGAGAGGGAGAGGUGGGAGAUAGAAAGACAGAGAGAGAGGAACAGGUGAGAGAGAGAAAGACAGAGAGAGAGGGAGAGGUGGGAGAUAGAGGCUAUGUAUGAGCAAUGGUUUUUUUUCUGUGCCGUAAUAACAGAUAUUUAUCAAUGGGUUAAACGGAGCAAAUAAACAAAUCUGGAUUGGUCUGACUGACUCAGUUGCUGAGGGAACCUGGAAAUGGGUGGACGGCACACCACUGACCACCACGUAAGACAUCUGAAGAGUUCUGUGUCAAUUACAAAUCACUGACUGGAGUAGUAGGCUCUGAUAGAGUUGACAGUUUGAUUCUAUGUGUUGUUUCUACUGCAGGUAUUGUGGGGAUGGACAGCCUAAUAGCUGGAAAGAAACAGAGCAGGACUGUGGGGAGUUACUACACUGUUCAACAGACCCAGGGGAGUGGAAUGACGAAAGAUGCUCCGUUGAACAAUACUGU